Solanum stenotomum is the source of this 1463-nucleotide messenger RNA. Its product is annotated as V-type proton ATPase subunit H-like. Gene Ontology annotation, biological process: proton transmembrane transport. The record is from RefSeq and is a predicted model, not a curated record. The coding region runs from base 92 to 1456 and encodes 454 amino acids. Lineage: Eukaryota; Viridiplantae; Streptophyta; Magnoliopsida; Solanales; Solanaceae. The transcript is spliced from 11 exons. Gene Ontology annotation, cellular component: vacuolar proton-transporting V-type ATPase, V1 domain. Gene Ontology annotation, molecular function: proton-transporting ATPase activity, rotational mechanism; heme binding; protein binding.
ACUCUAUACAGGUUGAAGGAAACAACAGAUUCUGAAUUUUCUUGUUUCAUUAGAGGAUAUAAGAUUUUCAUAUCGGAAGAAUAUAAUCACAAUGACAAUUGAAAACGCUGAGCUCACCACUGAGCAGGUUUUGAGGAGGGAUAUUCCAUGGGAGACUUACAUGACCACGAAACUGAUCAGCGGAACAGAUCUUCAGCUGUUGAGGCAUUAUGAUAAAAUGGCUGAAAGCUACAAAUCUCAGUUGCUGGAUAAUGACGGUCCAGCUUAUAUCCAUGUUUUUGUUACUACUUUACGAGAUGUCUUCAAGGAAGAAACUGUGGAAUAUGUUUUAGCUUUAAUUGAUGAAAUGCUUACAGCAAACCCAAGAAGAGCGAGAUUAUUCCAUGACAGCUCUUUAUCCAAUGAAGACACUUAUGAACCUUUCCUCAGAUUUCUUUGGAAAGGUAAUUGGUUCAUACAAGAGAAGAGCUGUAAGAUUCUCUCUUUGAUAGUGAGUGCCAGGCCAAAUGUUCAGAAUGUUGUUGAUGCAAAUGGAGAUGCCUCGAGUUCAAAGAGGACACUCACCACGAUGGAAAAUGUUCUGAAUGGCCUAGUGGAUUGGCUAUGCGCACAGCUGAGAAAGCCUUCUCAUCCUAGUUGUAGCAUUCCCUCUGCAAUCAAUAGUCUUGCAACUCUGUUGAAGGAGCCUGUUGUUCGACGUUCAUUUGUUCAAGAUGAUGGAGUGAAGCUGCUCGUUCCUUUAAUUUCACCAGCAUCUACUCAGCAGUCCAUUCAGCUUCUCUACGAGACAUGUCUAUGCGUUUGGCUUUUGUCUUACUAUGAACCUGCAAUUGAGUACUUGGCUACUUCUAGGGCCCUACCUCGAUUGAUUGAAGUUGUUAAAGGUUCGACAAAGGAGAAGGUAGUCAGAGUUGUCAUCUUGACUCUUAGGAAUUUGCUUGCCAGAGGGUCAUUUGGUGCUCAAAUGGUAGACCUGGAUGUGCUGCAAAUCGUACAGAGUUUGAAAGCGCAGGCUUGGAGUGAUGAGGACCUUUUGGACGCUCUGAAUCAACUUGAAGGAGGAUUGAAGGCCAACAUCAAAAAAUUGAGUUCGUAUGAUAAGUACAAGCAGGAAGUCCUACUUGGCAGUCUUGAUUGGUCCCCCAUGCAUAGGGAUCCUCUAUUCUGGAAGGAAAAUAUAACUUGUUUCGAGGAGAACGGAUUUCAGAUCUUACGAGUGCUCAUGACGAUUUUGGAUACAUCAAAUGAUGCUAGGACACUUGCUGUAGCUUGCUAUGACUUGUCACAGUUCAUUCAGUGCCAUCCUGCCGGGCGAGUCAUAGUGGCUGACCUCAAAGCUAAGGAACGGGUAAUGAAACUAUUGAACCACGGAACUGCAGAGGUCACGAAAAACGCCCUGCUUUGCAUCCAGAGGCUUUUCUUAGGCGCCAAAUACGCCAGCUUUUUGCAGGCUUAAAUUAUUU